Molecule: messenger RNA, 8047 nt
Organism: Acanthopagrus latus (yellowfin seabream)
Lineage: Eukaryota; Metazoa; Chordata; Actinopteri; Spariformes; Sparidae
Gene: gas2l1
Product: growth arrest-specific 2 like 1
Exons: 5
Coding region: 1839-5165 (1108 amino acids)
Biological process (GO): regulation of microtubule polymerization or depolymerization; actin crosslink formation; microtubule bundle formation
Cellular component (GO): microtubule plus-end; stress fiber; cytoplasm
Molecular function (GO): actin filament binding; cytoskeletal adaptor activity; microtubule binding
Source: RefSeq, a predicted model, not a curated record
CAGUAGGUCAUGUGCUCUUUAAUUGCCUUCUUUGACCUUUGUUUACAGCCAGCAUGACUAUCUGCUGUAUAUCUCUCACUAUCUGCUUUUUUAUAAUCCACUGUCUCCUCCUGUUCUCUGUCCUCUGAGGUGCGACUUCUUUUAUUUCUUGGCAGUGCCUCCCACAGAGCAUUAAUCAUCGCACACUGAUUGCAAAACGUAUGUAAGAGGCUCUGACACGACUGUGAACCAGCACAGCCGAGUUGCGUCUUCACCACAUCCCUUAAUCAUUAAUACGAUUAUACAGUCGGGGGGGAAUUUCUUGCGCUGAGCGGAGGCGAUGUCUCAUGAUGCUGAGAUGCAAGCUUUAUUGGCCUUUAUCACUCCAGGCUAUUUUGUAAAGAGACCACACACACAAAGGCUUCACUAUUCCGAGGCUAUGAAUCCUGCUUAUGUGCAACUCCAGAUGAUAAAUGUAAAAGAAAAAAAUGUACGUCUCAUUUUCCUACAGAGUGAACAAAACAGCCUCAGGAUAUAACAUCAUAAAGUUGGAUCAAUAAUCCUGAACAAAAUAAACUAAACGGUCAUCUGACUGGUAGGAGUGUAAAGAUAGAUAGAAGAUGCACCUUUAUUUUGAAAUUCCCAUGGCGCUUCAUGACACAGUUCUAUGCAGUGUUUUGUUUUUAUGAAAAACAAUAGAUUGUUUUACAUUUAAAUGUCCGGAGCCACUGAUGAAAUAAUAUUUCCACUGAAGAGUUCAGUAAUAAAACUGUCAAGUCAUAUUUUACUUGUUUUUGUUUUUUUUGUGAGUGGAUAUAAAUUUAACUUUCGAAAAGAAAUCCUAUCAUGAUAUCGGUAAAUAUCAUAUCAUUGUCCAUCGAUAUAAUAUUGUAUAGCUGUCCAAAGAAUCGAUAUCAUAUCUUAUCGUUGUCUAAGAGUUGUUAAAUGUGUCUUUGUCCAAAGAAUCGAUAUAAUAUUGUAUAGCUGUCUAAAAAAUAAAUAUCAUAUCGUAUCAUUGUCUAAGAAUUUGAUAUAAUAUCGCAUUAUUGUCUUAAAAUCGAUAUAAUAUCGUAUCGUGAUGAAACUUGCAUGCUAUACAAACAUACAUACUACAUUUACACAUGAGUUUGAGGUAUUUAUACUCAAGGAAACAUAUUUUUCACAUGCAGAUUCGGAUAUUUCAUUCUAAAUGUGAUGCACAGUUAUAGAUAAUACAGUAUAAGUGUUUAUAAAGUGGCUCCGUCGCUGUAGUAACUUGUGCAUCCUGAGCUGGUGAACAUGGGGUUAAGUUUUCCUCCUCUGCCGGGCGUUGAUCCUUCAUAAUGGGAUGUGCCACCGAGUCGCUCUGCUGGUCUCCGCCACAGCAGGUCAACAUAUUCAGCGGGAGAGGCGGGCCUAUGUGCGGGGCCGAGGAGCUGCGGGCUCAGCGCUGCUCAGUGGUCGUGAUUUCCAUCGAUGCGGCGUCGAGCUGACACACAGACAUGGUGACACGUGGAUUUUCGCGGGUGAGAGGACACACCGGCCACCGGGUGGAUUAAAAACUUGCGUGUGUGUGUCGACGUCCCGGACUGCUCUGCUCCCUGAUUCCCCGGUCCGGGACCCGGCGAUGCGCUCUUUAAAGGAAACGGGUUUCGCAGAGACAUCCGGGAAAACGCAUCCAUGCGCCACGGACACUCCGCAUCCCGAUAUGCCUCUGACAUCACAAAGCCUGGUUUCAGGGAGCCUCCGGUAAGAAACCGGCAUGGGUGCGUCAACACGGUUAUUUGGCUUUAUUACGCGGACGAGGCUUCGGAGCGCAGUUGUGCAAUGAGACAAUCGGGAAUCAUCAAGUAGACUUUAUUGAUACAGAAUCCGACAAUAUGGCUGAUCAGAGCAACAUCCAGUCCGCCGCCUCCAAGAGUAUCCGGCCUUUUAAAUCCAGCGAGGAGUACCUGUACGCCAUGAAGGAGGAUCUGGCGGAAUGGCUGAACACCCUCUACGACCUAGAUCUGACUGCGGACACCUUUAUGGACGGGCUGGGUUCGGGCUGUGCCCUGUGUCGGCACGCCAACAACGUGAACCGCGCCGCGCAGGACUUCCAGCUGGAGUACCCGGAGGCUGCACAGUCCAUGAAGGUGCCUUCCAAAGAUGUGGUCUUCCAGUCGCGCAACGUGAUCCCGGGCUCGUUCCUGGCGCGGGACAACGUGUCCAAUUUCAUCAGCUGGUGCAGGCAGGAGCUCUGGAUCAAGGACGUGCUCAUGUUCGAGACCAACGACCUGGUGGAGAGAUGCAACGAGAAGAAUUUCGUGCUGUGCCUCCUCGAGGUGGCCCGGCGCGGCUCCAAGUUUGGCAUGUUGGCCCCCAUGUUGAUCCAGCUGGAGGAGGAGAUCGAGGAGGAGAUCCGGGACCAGGAGAGCCUGCGGAUCGAUGACGGGGAACCGGCUGAGCAGAGCCCACCCAGCAGGUGCUUCAGCCGGAAAGAGAGCAGCAGUAAGAGCGUGGAGCAUCAGGACGUGGAUGAACCGGAUCCAGAGCCCUUCAUCUGGCCCCAGAAGAGAGUUUUAUGUGACAUGCGAAAUCUGGACGAGUUGGUGCGUGAGAUUCUGGGCCGGUGUUCCUGUCCGGCUCAGUUUCCAAUGAUCAAGGUGUCGGAGGGGAAGUACAAAGUGGGAGACUCCAGCGCGUUGAUCUUCAUCAGGGUCCUUCGUACUCAUGUGAUGGUGCGUGUCGGAGGGGGCUGGGACACAUUGGAGCACUAUUUGGACAAGCACGACCCGUGUCGCUGCGCCGCUUUCGCCCACCGGUACCACCAGGCUAAAGCCAGCGGUCAAGGUCAGGGAGGCCAGAGCAAGUCGUCCAGCGCCCACUCCUCCCGCUCCACCAGCCCAGGUCCACACUGGCGAAAUGAUGGCAUCGCCCCGUACAAACCUCCUGACAGGCGCUCGAUGGAUGCCCCCUCUGCUCCGUGUGCCGCCGCCUCCUCCUCCUCCUCCUCCGCCUCCACACGGCCCGGCCGCUCUCGGAACCCUUCCGGUUCCACCGAGCCCGACUGCGGCGCGGCGCGUACUCUGCUCCCACGGCCGCCACGAGACCGCUCAGAACCCCGCCACUUUAAUCCUCUCAGGAAUAAGGAGACAAAGUUACCACUGACAAGACGUCUGUCUGGAGACAGCGACUCCUCUACAGCCUCCUCGAAGGGAGGCGGAGGAGGAGGAGGAGGAGGAGGAGGGCGGUACUCUCUUGGUGGUGCCUCACGCCGCUCUGGUGAGGAGGUCGUCCUGAUGGUUAACCGAAAGGAGGGGAGGCAUAUGAUCGAGAGGCCCGGUGGUGGUAAUCAGACACCUUCCCUGCGGCCCUCACUGCCUCGUGCACGCAGCCAGUCUCGGGAGCGUCCGGGUACACUCGCUCCGAUACUCAAACCCAACCCACCGCAGGGAUCCUCUGAUGGGUCGCGGACAUCCCGCACAGAGAGGGGCCGCUCCAUCGGAAACGAGGGCCCGAGGAGGCUCCAUGCUCCACGUUCCCACAGCCAGAGUAAGUUAUCGAGCCGCACGCGGUCAAGUGACGCCAGCCCGGGACCUGCAUCCAGCUUCAGAGACCCUCAACCCCCACCCGCGGACAGACGAGAGGACCUUCGGGCCAAACAGAUGCCCCCGUCCUCUCCCAGAUUAGGUGGUGGGUUCAGCAAGAGGCAGUCGUCCUCGUGCUCUAACUCACCAGUUAAAGGUAUCCAGAACAACAACAGCAGCCCCAGCAAGAAGACGAUAACCACUCCCAGACCUCCGGCCCCUCGCUCACCCUCCGUGGGGAAAGGUAGACUACUCCCACCAGUCACAGGAGGUCGACGUUCACCGCACUCCUCGCCCCGCAACUCCCAUCAUCAUGCUGCACGCUCCUCUAGGACAUUACAGGGCGCCCGCUCCGCUGGGCGGGGCCACCACAGGAACUGGACUGGCCUGGAGCGCCAGGAGCCAGAGGAGGAGGAGGGAGGCCUCGGCUUCCAGAUGCUGCCAUCGCUAGAUCCCCAGAAGGAGCAGGACCUGUAUCGCAGCUUCGAGGCUGAGUUUCUGGCCAACACGCAGCAGGUUAGAGUGGUGUCAUGCAGAGCCCCAGGAGCAGCGACCCUGCAGGGAGCUGGGACACAUUCACUGCCAGCACCCACUGACGCUAACGUCACCGACUCUGCUUAUUCUUCUUCUAACUCCUCGUCCUCCUCCCUGAACGUGGGCGCAAAGAUAGGAACUCUGCCUGACCUCAGGGAAUCCAAGAGAACUAACGCCCGUCCCUUCUCGAUGGACGACCCCUUAAAUUUACUUUAUGGACACAAUUUUGGAGGACCACACAACUUCGGUGACGGAGAGCCGGAGCACUGGGGGGAGCGUGGAGGAGGUCUCAAGAAGCUCCCGGCCAUCUCCAGCUCCAUGGAGGAGAGGGAGCUCCCAUCUUCUCUGCCUGGUCUUAGAGACACAGAGUCAGACAGCUUGAUGAAUCAGGUCCCCUCACAACCUGCAUUCCACUGUAGGAAUAUGAACGGAGACCAUGGAGGUUUUUCUCCCACAGGGGGGCUGACAGGUCAGCAGGGUCAGCUCGGCUGGGGCACAGGGCCUGAAGGAGACGUUCCUCUGGAGAAUCACCAGCCAAACUUACCGUAUGACCUAGAAAAUGGUGAUGGCAGCGAUGACCUCCCGCCUCCUGAGGCUUGUCCUUCACCUGUGGCCCUUCCCCCCUCCGAGGACUGCUCCUUCCAGGACUCCUCCAGUGAAACCUCUUCCAUGUGCUUCAGCCUGAGCGAAUCCCGCUCCGAUUCCCCUCCGCCAUCUUCAACCAUGGCCAACGGGGACACCGAUGGAGAGCAGUCUAAGAAAGGGCAGAAGAAGGGGGACGGGGUCGGGCCUAUCUCAAAGCACAAACUGAGAAGCAGGAUGAGGCCUCGCAUCGACAACAGGCCAGAGAACAGCCCAUCACGCAUCCCGACCCCGGUCAGCUACAGAGAUCUGCAGGCUCACGACACGCUCUCCCCGUGCCACACGCCGCCGCCGCUGUCCCCCCAGAGCUCGCACUCAACCGGUCGUCCAGCCACAUGUAAAAGCCUUCAUCAGGCCUUCGCAGACAUGAUCCAUCCUCAGCCACGUUCCCCGGCCAUGGGCAACAAAGACUGCUCGUACCCUGGACAGUCAGGGAGCCUGGACACUGAAGCUUGGAUGUAGCACAAGUGACACGAGGGAGGGGGGGGAGAUGUUGUCAUGAACUCUGACUACUGUGUAAAAAAAAAAAAAAAAGACUUCUUCAGACUGGGCUAUAGACUGUUUUCACUGCAUGUCUAACACUCCUUCUUUUUCACUUAGUUUCUCCCCCCUGAGCUGCUGCACGGGGGGACUUCGCGUUGCUUUUAUUUUGCACUCAAGCCAAAUUAUUUAUUACCAAAGGAAUGGUCUUUUAAUAUUUACUUUUAUUGUAAUUUUAACAUGUGCAUGGGGAUGCUUCUGCCAAUCAUAAGGUGUUCUUCUUCUUUUUUUUUUUCCACUGGUCGAUACAGAAACACAGAAAGAGAGAGAGAGAGAGAGAGAGAGAGAGCAUAUGUGCUCCAGGUGCUCCUGUAGAGGAGUGGUGGUGAAGUGCCAGGGAUUUAAAGCUGCAUCUUUCCAUAAACAGUGUAAACACUAAACCUUUAGUCUCACGGAUUAGCUCCCUCUUGUGGUUCGCCUCAGCAUCUCUGCUUGCCUUGAUAAGUCAAAAUACUGGUCUGACUGUGAUAUCGUCACCCUCUCAUCAUACUCACACUUACAAUAUACUAAUAGGAAACAUAGACGAAAGGUUCCCCCCAUCGUCUUUAUUCUGACUUUUCUGAACGUUAACAAGCAACUACCCAUCUCUGUACAGUCGUCCGCUGUUAUUAACGUCUGUGUUCACCCUCUCACGACAGUCGAUGUGGUCCAAAUAGAUGAUGUUUGCUUUUAAAUGCUUAAUGUGUUAACGCGUUUUCAACUUUGUGUUCGAUGCAGUCGAGAAAUGUUAACUUUAUUUCUACUUUUAAGUGUAAAAAAAAAAUAAUAAGAGGAGCAGUGAAGGUUGUCGUUGUCACUGAAGCAGAAACACGUUGAGAGCUCUUCCUCGGUCCAACCUGUACGCUGGAACACAGUCAAUUGCUUUUGGUGAAUGAAUGUGUAAAUACCCAUGUGGAUGUGCUCCCUGGUAGAGGCGAGUGUUUUGUACAUAUAUAUUAAGAAAAAAGGCAUUGAAUAUACAGUUUGAUGUACAUAUUCACUGUAAUGAGUUCUGUGCUGCCUUAGCUAUGCAAUAUCGGUGUUGGAAAUGGCCUUGACGAUUCCCUUUUGCCUUAAAGUUUAUUAGCAGGUUAGUUUUUUUGAAUGUUUCUCGCUCACUAAGAUCUAUUCGGUAAAACACUACAUUGCCAUCGUCAACGGUUUAUCGUGAUAGAAAUCUGAGGGGGGUGUUUUUUUGAGCGUGAAUGUGGAAAGAGGAAAUGAGGAACAUUGCCAAUUUGAAUCAUAAAUUAUACUUGAUGUAGGUGCACAUGAUAAGGAUGAUAUAACUCUAAUUUAUUGCCUCUGAAUCCUGUUGAGAUCCAGAUAACCUAGUUAGCAGCGGAUGGAUUUCUGAAGACAUGACACGAUCUGUGGCGACACCUAGUGGCUAAAACAGAGACAUGUUUUAUUCACAGAGUAACAGAAAACAGAAAAAGAUGUUUUCUCAAUGCAGAACCCCCUCUUUUUUUUGUCUCCCUACGUUUUGAACAAGCUGUUCUGGUGCUGAUGACAGCCGAUGAUAAUGUUUUUUUAUAAGGUGAAGUUAGACGGAUGAACAACUGAGACGCUCGACUCCCCAAAAAAUCAUUGGAGUGUGAGCGGCAGUGCAUGAAUAAUAGAUGAAGCAACUGGAUAUGUUCUCUUGUGAGGCUCCUUCACGGUUGUUCGAGAGCUUGAAAAAGGCCAGAGUCCAGCUACUGUUUGUGGUAUUUAACAAGUGUGUAAAUUAUAUUCAGAAGUGGAAACAUGGGAAUUGUAGUGUCGGUGCCCUGCAGACGCCUCAUAACCCUCCAAGAUAGACUGAUACUGAGACUGAGUGGACAGUUUCAGUGAUGAGGAAUCAUGGUUGAGGUGUUUCUGCAGGGCACUGACGCGGUGAAGAGGCUCAGAAAAAGAAAAAGGAGUGUGCAUAUAUGUGUGUACACACUGUUUGAGAAUAUGUACAGAGGUGGAGUGAAGAGGGAUGAGUGAUGUGGGUCUAAUUUAUUUAUUUAUGAAGUGAAGCCUGAUGGGGCUCAAGUGACAUCUGUGUCCUGGUAGCCGAGCUGUAAGUGUUUUAGGGGGGGGACAAAAAUCCAAAUGAGUCGGUGCCCGACGCAAAGAAUCACGUGUUUUCUAAAUAUUAUACUGUCCAGAGACAAAAUGAUGAGUUUGAAAUGUGUCCACUUUAAAAAAAAUAAAAGAUCUCAUCUGAUCUGAUGGACAAAAUUAAGCACAUCUGGGCUGUUUGCAAUUUUCAGAGACACAAUAAUUUGAUUUAAAUACUGAAAUAAUGUAUCAUGUAUCAGUAUUGUCAGCGCUGCAUUGAUCCGACGUGUAGCCGGUGAUCAGUUUCAACUCUAUGAACUGAUUUAUUUUACAUGUAUUCCAAUUGUUUUACAUUCGGAUUUAUUUUUGGCUGAUUUGCAUUUUUGAUCAACUGGUGUUUUAAAAUCUACCAGUGACGUGAACUGUGACUUCAUUCAAUCAAUCACAACAAAACAUAAUCUGCUCUUUUAUCCUGCACAACUUCAAAAACGUCAUGAAACGCUCUUCUUCUUCUUCUUCUUCUUCUUCUUCUUCUUCUUCUUCUUCUUCUUCUUCUUCUUUUCUGUCCCUAAUCGGCGAAAUCUGAAUGUUCAUGAUGAGACAAUUUCUUGUUUGCUAAAUGUUGUUUUCACUAAAAAAAACCCCACCAGUAAAUAUUAAAAACAAAUGUACAGAUUUGCUCGACAUCGUGGAAUUUGUAUGUAUGAAAUAGCAAUACUGCAACAUUUCACUGUUUUUUGAAGUUGAAAAUGCUGUCAGGUUGUUUCUUGUAAUAAAUAUUUUUUUCCUCUGAA